Molecule: messenger RNA, 672 nt
Organism: Sorghum bicolor (sorghum)
Lineage: Eukaryota; Viridiplantae; Streptophyta; Magnoliopsida; Poales; Poaceae
Product: pheromone-processing carboxypeptidase KEX1-like
Exons: 4
Coding region: 1-672 (223 amino acids)
Source: RefSeq, a predicted model, not a curated record
AUGUACAAGGGUCACAAUGGCUGUGGCAUUUUGGCGUUCUAUGCUAGUGAUGACUCGCUGCUUGGAGGACAAAGUAGAGAGCUCCGGAUCUUGUACUACACCAAGGAUGGCUAUCAUAUAUACUGGAGUGCAACCCAGUACAAUGUUGUGUUGUUUGAUACCAAGGUGGAGAAAUUCAGUUGGAUUGGUAGCCCAUUUGAUGGUAUCGAGCAUGAUCUUUGGAGACCAAUUCAGCUACUGAAUUUCCAGCAGGAAGGGCUGGCCAUGGCCACUGGUGCGUCAGAUCACCAAUCGUGGCUAGAUGGUCCUAUACAACUGUGGGUUUAUGACAAGUCCUGGUCGCUUAAGCAAACUAUUGCACCACCCAUGGCAAGCCUGAUCUAUGGCCCCGAUAAUUAUGAUGAUGAAAGCAUACCUCGAACGGAUUCUAUAGAAGGAACCGAAGACAAUUCAGAGGAUGAUAACAAUAAUGAUAGUGAGAGUGGAGGUGAUGGUUAUGACGACGACGACGGUGAUGAUUCCUCAGGAGGCGAGGACGAGUACGAGGACAAUGCAGAAGAUGAGGAUGAUGAUGAUGAUGAUCAGCUCAGCUCUGAGGAUUCAAGCAGUGAUAAUGACAGCAAAGAUGGCAGUGACUGUGAGGAUCAGCCACCUGCCAAGAGGCAGAAAUGA